Messenger RNA from Stomoxys calcitrans (stable fly), 3252 nucleotides. RefSeq lists its product as uncharacterized. The coding region runs from base 595 to 1881 and encodes 428 amino acids. Gene Ontology annotation, cellular component: membrane; endoplasmic reticulum. The record is from RefSeq and is a predicted model, not a curated record. NCBI's taxonomy places the organism in Eukaryota, Metazoa, Arthropoda, Insecta, Diptera, Muscidae. Gene Ontology annotation, biological process: lipid homeostasis. The transcript has 5 exons.
GUUGCUGCUGCUCUGCAAUUGUGACGAAAAUACGUUUGCCGCUUGAUUUUCGUAUAAUAUUGAAGAAGAAGACAGCGACGCCUAUCUCGUUUUUUGUUCAAUGUGAAAUGUCUACUAGUAUGUGUGCGUGUGCGCUGAUUAAAAACCAGCUGAGUGAGUGCGGACAAGUCUCGUGAAUGUGCGCCUUAAAAACAAAAGGGUCGUUGUUAGUUGCAUUUAACCGUUUGUUGUCAUUAGAAAACGGAGAUUGUGACUAUACGAUAAGCUGCCGCGAGUUUUGUAAUAAUAUAUAAUACCGAGACAAAUAUUUAAAACGAAUAUCAGCAACUUAAAUUCCCAAAUGCAUUUAAGCAACAUGUGUUGAAUCAAAUACGCUCAUUCAAAAACAACAACCUCAAAUUCUAUCUUCCUAUUUUUAUUUGUUCUUCGUAAAAGACUAACAAAAAAUUCCAGAGAUUCCUUAAAUAGUCCAUAACGCAACAAACAACGAACUAAGCUUCCAUUUGUCGUCAUUUUGUCUCCACAAAAGUCUGCCCACCUUCUUCCACCUUGUCAACAAAUUGUUUUGUGGUGUGAGUUGUAGUGUGUGUCACAAUGGUUGCUGCCGGCCUAAAACAACAAUUACGCGGCAAUCGUUGUUAUGUCUCAUUGGCCUGUUCCAUAGGCUCUAUUAGCCUGGCUGCUGGCAGCUUCUUGCAAAUACCCAAUACCACAGAUCGCAUAUCCUUUCAGCGUGGCCUAUUUCUAUCUUCAUUGGGUUUCAUCUAUUUCAUUUCAUUGACGGAUUUCUGCAACAAAUAUUUGCUGGAGACAAGUCAUGGCAUUAAAUUUCGCAAGAAAUACCGGCUCAUGAUGUCAGAUAUCUUGGAUAUGACCAACAAAAUUGUUUCCGCAAUACAGGCUUCCUUCUCAUUCCUGGUCGGUUUGAUUGUCUGCAAAUCGACAUGCAGCAAAACCUUCGUCUAUGCCUCACAUUGUCUUAUGGAGGGCUAUGGGUGGUUUGGUACAGCAUAUUUCAUGUAUGACAUUUGGUCCAUGUACCAGGUGCAUACACAGAAAAUUGCCGACAAACUUAAGCUAAUGAAAAUUACCUCCUCGGCCUCGUUUACACCCAAACCCAUAGCAAAUGGCCAGUCGAAUGGUGGCCUCUAUGAUAAGCAUAUUGCGCGUACCUUUGGAGCCAAUGGUAAACGUUUGAAAGCGCUGGCCGAAAGCACCGAUACCAAUGGCAAUGAUGAUAUGCAGCAUAUACGUCAUCAUGAGGAUGAAAUCUAUGAUUAUGAUGGUGAGACAGUACAAAUACCAGAGAAUGGCAAAUGGGGUUUCUUUAAGUAUCUCAUAACACAUCCGGUAAUGAUGAUUCAUCAUAUAUUUGUGGGCACAGUGGGAUUUUUGGUAGUCACUUACAUUCGCGGUGGUGGCCAUUGCAUUUACAGUUACAUGUUUAUGAUGGAAUUCUCCACUCCAUUUGUUUCAUUGCGCAGUAUUCUAAGCACCUUGGGUCUGAAGGAGACACGUACCUAUAUCAUCAAUGGCCUGGUUAUGCUAUUCUCCUUCUUUGUGUGUCGCGUCAUCAUGUGGCCCUAUGUCAUGUGGCGCUAUAGUGUGGAGAUAAAUGUUACAUUUUUACAGGCCAUUGUGGGUUUGCCCAUUGGUUGUAUUUUUGGUAUUUUGGUGUUGUUCCUGCCCCAGUUAUAUUGGUUCUUUUUGAUGUCCAAAGGGGCCAUGAAGGUCUUCUUUCCUAAAAAAUCGUCGUCCAAGCAUGUACCGAUAAAUGGCGCUGCUGUCACCAAUGGCAAAUCAUCAGCAUUACAGAAUGGAUCAACAACAACAAAGUAUACGACAAAUGGUAGCCUAAAGAAAUCUGAAAUCACCACCUAAAUCCAGCUAGUAGAGCAUCAACAACGCAACACAAAACAAACGAAACACACAAAGAGAAAACAUUUAUUUUGAUUCUUUUUUUUUGGAAAUACAAAAGCAGCAGCAACAAUAAGAAAACAAAAAAUACUUAUCACAAAAUAUAACUAAGUCUGCUAAACAAAUGAUAGAAACUAAAAAAUAUGAAAAAGAAAACUUCUAACUGUUAAUUACCAUUAAAGCAGAUUUAUAGAAGAUAAAGUCAGUUGGCCAACGUAGAUAAAACCGUUUUAGUGCUGGUAAUGCAGGUUCCAAUGUGUGGGUUCGUUAAAACCGUGCAGGCUUCAAGCCUAGGGAGCAUUCUAGUGAAAGUUAAAGACAACACUGAAAAAAGAUUAUACCGUUAACAGCAGAUAAAACCAUGCGUUUGAGGAUAAUGCAGUCUUAAACCAACACUGAAGUGCUUUAUUUUAUUAGGACUGCCGACUUUAUCAUUUCUUUCUGCAUAUACUGCUUUUUUCAAACAAUUUAUUUACAAUUUUCUUUUUUUAUUAAAUGAAAAUAAACAAAUCUUUAAAAUGUUGCUUUUAUCUUUAAUUAGUUUUAAAUGCAUUUACUUUUAUUCUAACCAAAAUAGUUCAAUUCUCCCUCAUAUACAAAAUAAAUAAAAAAAUGGGAAAAACAACUUAUUGGUUUUAAAAACUCCCAAAAAAACACAAAGAAAUUUUUGAAUGAAGACACAAGAGAUUCUUUAAGAAUUAAUAAUUGUUAUUAUUAUAAUUCAGCAUAUGUAUCCUAAAUAUACAAAUGAAACAAAGAAAGAAAAAGCCAAGCCCCAUUAUUGCCUGAACAAAAUAGGUUUACCUAAUAAAAUUUCAAAAAACAACUGAUAACUGAUUUUAUUUAAAAAUUGUUUUUAAAUAAACUGUAUAAUUUUUUAUAAAUAUAUACAUUUAAAUUUAAAUUUUCUAUUUGAAUUUAACAUAACAAAAAGACGUUUUUACCCCCUCCCAUCACUCAAUCCCAUGGAAAUUAAAAAAAAAAACCUAUACAAAUAAUAGUCAUAAACCAUUUUUUACCAUUUACCUACUUCAUUUCAUUUUGUUUUUAUUUAUAAUUUUAUCCAUUUGUAUAUUGUAUGUACUAUGUGUAAAAAACAUAAGAAAGUUGAGAAGGUUGAGAACAAGUACGAAUUGUUUAUUAAAGUUUAUAAAAUAUGUUAAGCUAUUAACAAAUGAUAAAUAAUGAAAUAAAUAAAAAAUCAAAACAAGUAAUACAUAACAAAAGACAUAACAUAUAUUCGUAUAACUCUAUUUGAGCUUGUUGCGUGUGAUAAUGGUCAUAUGCAAAUAUUAAUGUAGUGUGUAACAACAACAAAAAGAUAAAAAAAAACAA